Notolabrus celidotus (New Zealand spotty) is the source of this 2533-nucleotide messenger RNA. RefSeq lists its product as uncharacterized. Gene Ontology annotation, cellular component: cell-cell junction; Z disc; sarcolemma. The record is from RefSeq and is a predicted model, not a curated record. NCBI's taxonomy places the organism in Eukaryota, Metazoa, Chordata, Actinopteri, Labriformes, Labridae. The transcript has 13 exons. The coding region runs from base 1 to 2289 and encodes 762 amino acids. Gene Ontology annotation, biological process: skeletal muscle organ development.
AUGAGCCACAGCCCAGAGAGAAUUUCAUCCUACCGCCGUCACUUUGAGGACAGCAGCAGCUCGUCCUACCAAGUGAGGGUGUCCAGCCCAUCCCCCACCAGGAGAGAUACCCGCAAUGCCUCUGCCGGCUACUCCUGCAGAGGGGCCAGCAGCAUGCGUGUGGAGUCAGUGGGACGGAGGAACGUCUCAGCUGCACGCAGAUCUCGCAUGAUUGGAGCAGGUGUGGGUGCAGGAGCCAUGGUGUGUGUUGGACCAACUGGAGAACCUGCUAUGGAUCUGGAUGCGGCUGCAGCUGAGAACCAAGAGUUCCUCAGCACCCGCACGACUGAAAGACAGGAGAUGAUCGUCCUCAAUGAUAGACUUGCUGUCUACAUUGACAAGGUCCGAUCACUUGAGCAGCAGAACACGCUGUUGGAAACAGAGAUUGAGGCCUACCAGAACCGCUUUGAGAAGCCAACAGGUCUGCGCCUCUUAUAUGAGGAACAACUGAGGGAGCUGAAGAAGAUUGCUGACCAGUUGAGAGUCCAACGGGACAUCUCCUUGGCGACUAAAGAGUCCACAGCUGCUCAACUUGAGGCAAUCAAAAUCAAAUAUGAGGAGGCAGUGGAGCUGCGAAAGAAAGCUGAGUUAGACAUUGAAACCUUCCGUCCAGAUGUUGACAAAGCUACAUCCUCCCGCAUUGUUCUGGAGAAGAAGCUGGAGCAGCUGGAAGUUGAAAUUGAGUUCCUGAGGCGCGUCCAUCAGCAGGAAAUAGAUGAACUCAUGAAACAGAUCUAUGCAGCUCAUGCCUCAGCUCAGAGUGCAUUUGCCCUGCCUGAUCUGGGAGCUGCUCUGAAACAAAUCCAAAACCAGUAUGACGAUAUUGCAGCCAAAAAUCUUGAGGAGAUGGAUUCCUGGUAUAAAAACAAGUUUGAAGAUCUAACCAGUAAGGCCUCAAAGCAUGUGGAUAGGGUUCGAGGCUUCAGAGAGGAAUUGGCAGGUGCCAAAAAAGAUAUCCAAAGCAAGGAGCGCGACUUGGACGCCCUGAGGACCAGGAAUGAAGCCCUUGAGGCCCAGAUCCGAGAGAUGCAGGAAAAGUACAGGAAGGAACAGGAAGUACUGCAGGCUCGGAUUGAGACUCUGCAGCUUGAGCUGAAAACCAUAAAGGAGAAAAUUGCACUGCACCUGCGUGAAUACCAGGACCUCCUGAAUAUCAAGAUGUCUCUGGAAAUUGAGAUCACAACAUACAGAAAACUAAUUGAAGGAGAAGACCUGCGCCUUUCUGGGAUGGUGAAAACCUUGUCUCUCACCACCUGUAGCAUGAGCGCCAUUGGUGCAGGGAUGAGCUUCAGUGGAGGAGGCAUGGGUGGUGCUGGUGGAGUAAGUGGUGGGAUGAUUGGAGGUAGUAGUGGUGGCGUUGGGAGCAUGGGGGGUGGAGUGGGAUUGGGUGGGGGCAUUGGUGCAGGAGGCAUGGGGAUAAGAUCAGGCAGCAGUGCUGGAGGAAUGGGCGGAAGAAUGGGUACUGGAGGCCCAGAUGACAAGAGGGGUCCUCUGAGUAGGGCAGGUGGGACAGGGGGAGCAGACGUGGGUGUUGGUCAUGGAUUGGGAGCUGGAGGUGUGGGUGCUGGAGGCUUGGGCAUUGGGGCUGGAGGUAUGGGUGCUGGGGGCUUAGGCAGUGGGGCUGGAGGUAUGGGCACUGGGCCUGGAGGCUUUGGUGCUGGGGGCUUAGGCACUGGGGCUGGAGGCGUUGGUGCUGGGGGCUUAGGCACUGGACCUGGAGGCGUUGGUGCUGGGGGCUUAGACACUGGGGCUGGAGGCUUGGGCAUUGGGGCUGGAGGCAAGGGUGGCACUGCCAUAGGUGGUGCGGGUGGUGACACUGCAGGUUCAGUUGGCACAGGCAGCACUGGUGUGGGGUUCAGUGGUGGUAAAGGUGGCAUUGGUGGAGGGAUGGGUGAUGUGACAGGUGGAGGUAUAGACAGGGAUGCAAGUAAAGAUCCUGGAAUGGGUGGCAGAAUUGGUGGAAUUACUGAGGGUGUAGGUGGAGGAGAUGAAGGUGUUGCACUGUCAGGGGUUGGUGGGACAGGAAAGAUUGGUGGAGGAAUGGGUGACACCAGGGGUUCUGGGAUGGGAUAUGGAUCCAAUGGUUUUGAUGGCAACAAUGAGGCCUACGCGGAGCAGGCUGUGGAGCUGACAGAGAGAAGGACUGUGCUCAUUAGAACGGUGAAAAAUGAGGAUGACGUGCUUGAAAUGGACCACCAGGAACAAACCUACACUAUUACUGGCGCAGCCAGUGACUCUGAUGAAGACUAAGCAGCUCAAAUCCGCAACUGACCCCCUUUCGCCCUUCACCGCCCACGCCCCUCUGAGCUUUGCACUGACCAAACCCCGUGUCUGGACACUGACCUCCGCCCUUUGCCCUGGACAUGAAGACCAUGGAUGACCCUUUGCUACUAAAUGAAACCUUUACUUCGUAGGGUUUAAAUAUGCUUCACCCUGAACACUCAACAUGGUUUCAAAACUUUUGUGCCUUCCCUAACCCCCACCCUUUCCUACU